Molecule: messenger RNA, 1840 nt
Organism: Blepharisma stoltei
Lineage: Eukaryota; Ciliophora; Heterotrichea; Heterotrichida; Blepharismidae
Source: the annotation of a GenBank genome assembly
AUGCUAGGAAACCUUAAUAGUGUCAACAGCAGUUUUCGUCAUUCCUCUCCAUUGGUGAGAUCAAAUGACAUCACUCCUACUGAUUUAUCAGCCUGGACAUCAAAAAACCACUUUAGAACCAGCUCAAAUGAUAUGGGAUCCAAAACUCCUAUAACGACGAAAUCUUGUGCAAUUCCUGGCUACUCUGGGUAUAUCCCAGGCGCAAGGGCUGACGAUAAUUUUGGCUCCACCUUUACUAAAACAGUAAAAGAGCAAUUUAAUCGUCAAAAAUAUUUAAACCCACGGGCAACUGAAAGGUUCCCUAACCGUCCUUAUGAGUCCUCUUCUCCUAUGAGAAGGACACAUGGAAAAUUUGGGGGAGGACUUGAAGAGGAAUAUCAUACGAUUUCUAGAUUCCACGGGAAAUGCACGAUCCCACAAACCCAUCCUAAUUAUGCUGACGAUUCAUUCGAGACUACUUAUAGAAAAUCUUAAAUCUAUAUGCAUUGAAUUGCAGAGAAAUCGUUUCGUGGUUUAAAUAGUUAGUCUCCUCCUAUUAUUUAGCUAGAAAAAGGAUAUGUAAACCAAGAAAAAAAAAGACCUGAAAUAUAUAGAACUACAGAUACAGGGUUCUGAAAAAACGUACAGGUGUCUAAUAGACUAUCAUACAAUAAACUGGAAUGGUAAGCAGCUUGCUUAACAUCUGUGGUCGGAGGCUCAUUGGGAAAGCGGGGGACUUUGCGGGAGGGCAGUGUUCGGAAAUGUGCAUCCGACAAGAUUUUACUUGAUUUGGUGGAAUGCAACGUUAGGAUUUGCUACUGCAUGCUCGCAUCAGGUAAAGGUUUAACCUCGUGGGAAGAUGGUUCGCAGGAUAUUGAAAUGGGACACUCAAAAAGGCCAGAGGUUGUCGCUUUGCCAAUAGCCAAAUCCCUAGCGUGAUGCCAGGCGUAUGUCGUGAGCUCCUGGCUCCAUUUUGGUGUACAGCUCGAGCAGAAAAAUUUAAUUUUUUAAUUUUGAGAAAUCACGAACCUCUUGACAUAUAGCACCAUGACCUAGCGUCUUUGGCUCUCAGGUAGUGAGUGCAAACCCUCAUCCAUGAGGAGGAACACUUACUUACUUAGUUACAUAGUUUUUAAGGUGUCUAGUGCCCACACCCCUUAAUGAAAAAGUGUCAAAGCGACAACUAGUGACGUCACCAAGCCAUCUUGGAAUAUGUGGUCAGCCCACACCCAAGCCUUCUAUAAGGCUAGUCGCCAGAUAAAUCGCCGCACAUCUCACCCGGCGCGUUGCCGUCGCUCGUCCAGACUCAACUCCUGCGCGUGUUCCGCCUAAGGGUCAUCCUCCCGUGGGGAUGUGCUGAGAGGUAAAACUCCGAAAUCUUGAGUGCACUGAGGAGCCGUGCCUUUGGUUAUCCCCAAAGUUUAAACGGCUGUUGCUGUGCAGAAGUUCUCGAGAGAAAACCCAGCCCCAUAAAUAAAAUUCCAUGAGGGAGAGAAAAUUGGCAGAGCCAAUUUCUCUCGAACCGAAUGCCAUUUUAUUUAUGCCAUGAGGAGGAACACAGUGGAAGGGAGUGUCUUACUGGCAAGCAAACGGUUGAAAGUUAUGCAGAGGUGAGAAGUGGCCUGCAAGAGACUUCUAUAUAAGUAAUUUAAGCAAGUCUAAUAGGCCAUCUACACAAGCCUCUGGAUUUGUGCAGAACUCAACGCUUUUUGAUGGGCAUGGGUGGGAGCCUAUUAAAAAAUUGCAUGGAGACAUGGCGACAAGUGAGUAUAGAAAUCGAUUCAAUCCAGAAAGGGCAUUCCAUCCAUUGCCAUUAAAGCAAAAUCUGCGAACUUUGAAAAAGAAAGCUUUAGUUUAUUAA